AUGAGCUCUUUUGUAUACAAGGGAGGUUGUGAAGAUCAGACAUACGUAGUGCGAAACAAGUCAACAAAGGUCAAUCCGGAUCUGUACACUCAGUCACCAGAAAAUUUGUCCACUCGGAUAAGCACUACUGAGCAGUGUUACAAAGAACUGGAGGAAGUGAAAAAGCAUGUGGCCUGUAAAUCUGAAGUUACCAAACACUUUCAGGGUGAUGUGGUGCCAUCGUGCACUCUCCCGUGUACAUUUUUCUCAUACGAAACCGAUCGGUCCACGUCCAUGUGGCCAACGAAAUCGUGGCAGCUCAGUUGGCUGGGAACAAAAGUGGGUCGUAUGCUCAUCAAUCGACCAAAUAUGGAAAACUAUCGAAGAGCUCGUGAAUUGUUGAAUGUGGCAGGUGGCGAAGAGGAGGCACAGAAAAUUUUGUCCAGUAGCACUGUACUGGAACAGAAUCUGUUGGCAAUCAUGUUUAUUCGACCAAAUUUCAACUUGCACAACGUGAGUCAACAAUCGCAGUCGAACAGUGCAUUGAGUGGUUUUUACACUUGUUUUACACCUAAAAGUUUAUUAAAAAAUUUCUUCUAA
Molecule: messenger RNA, 579 nt
Organism: Echinostoma caproni
Lineage: Eukaryota; Metazoa; Platyhelminthes; Trematoda; Plagiorchiida; Echinostomatidae
Source: the annotation of a GenBank genome assembly